This is a messenger RNA of Condylura cristata (star-nosed mole), 801 nucleotides long. RefSeq names its product mitochondrial import inner membrane translocase subunit TIM14. Gene Ontology annotation, biological process: protein import into mitochondrial matrix. Gene Ontology annotation, cellular component: PAM complex, Tim23 associated import motor. Lineage: Eukaryota; Metazoa; Chordata; Mammalia; Eulipotyphla; Talpidae. The record is from RefSeq and is a predicted model, not a curated record. The transcript has a single exon. Bases 110 to 460 code for a protein of 116 amino acids. Gene Ontology annotation, molecular function: ATPase activator activity.
GUGGUGGUGGCCGGGUAGUUUUCCUGUGUCGCCGUGGGGCUGGUGGCCGCGGCCUCUGGUCUGGGAUGAACCCCGCUCUCGGUGGAGGCAGGAGAGCUGAGCCGGAGCCAUGGCCAGUACAAUGGUAGCAGUUGGACUGACCAUUGCUGCUGCAGGAUUUGCAGGCCGCUAUGUUUUGCAAGCCAUGAAGCAUAUGGAGCCUCAAGUAAAACAGGUUUUCCAAAGUCUACCAAAAUCUGCUUUCAGUGGUGGCUAUUAUAGAGGUGGGUUUGAACCCAAAAUGACAAAACGGGAAGCAGCAUUAAUAUUAGGUGUAAGCCCUACUGCCAAUAAAGGAAAAAUAAGGGAUGCUCAUCGACGAAUUAUGCUUUUAAAUCACCCAGACAAGGGAGGAUCUCCUUAUAUAGCAGCCAAAAUCAAUGAAGCUAAAGAUUUACUAGAAGGUCAAGCUAAAAAAUGAAGUAAAUAUCUGAUGAAUUUUAAGUUCUUAGCAGUUAAUGUAUGAAUACCAACUUUUAAAUAAAAUGCUUCAAAGCUACAAAUCUUAAAAAUGAUUUAGCAGAAACAAAAAAACCUUGGGAUAAUUUUUUUGUUUAAAUCUGAGAACACCUCUGAGGGCUUUAGAUCUUUGUAAGUAAUUUAUGCAAGUAUAAAUCAGGCUAUUUGUAAAUCAUAAAAUUUGGAGGUUAAUAUUCAGUUAUGAAUACAUGUGACUUGAAUAACAACUCAUUACUCAUUAAAUUUUGUAACUAUUUCAAUGAACAUAACACUUGUUUCAAAUAAGUUGCCCAGUCUUAAUGG